UGUACUGCUCCCCUUCUGCAAUGUGAGUUGACUUCCAUAGCAACCCGUCUGUCGGUAAUUACACUGAACGGUCUGGGUGACGGCAGGUCAGAGGUGUUCAGGACAGGCAUAGAGCCCCUGGCUGACGGUUCUGGCUGAAUUACAACUAAGGACAACUGAACUACAUAAAAGUGAAGAAUGUUGGGGAAGAUUACAACAGAUCCACCUUACCUUACCAUCGAUAAUUUCGAGGACCAUCUGGUUUCUGAAGAUGUUCUGCUGCACUUCUUUAAUCACUUCCUCAGUCUACCUUCGUUCCCUGAGUGUAUACAGUACAACCAGGUGACCGGUGUGUUUGAGGUGGUCAGUGAGUCAGAGGAGGCUCUGUCUAGGAGGAUCAGGUCAGCCCUGCAGUACUUUCAAUCACAACCUCUCAGUGAUCCAACAGAGCUGUCUGCUAGACCCAUGGUGGACAACCACUACACUGUUCUGUGCUUGGACAGACAACAGGGACUGGAGUGGAUCCUAAAAGAAAGACUACCCUUGUUUAUUCACAGUGACUGCUACUUCGAGUACAGGUUAGCGAAGCUGCUUUCUCAGUGUGGCCCUCGGGGCUGGAACCAGAAGAGAGAUGACGCCUCAGUCCAACACCCUGUCAUCACAGAGACCGUCUGUCCUUCCCCUGGGCCUGAUGACAGACAGAUCCUGAUGAAGGUCCUCGAUGUGUCACUGGGGCAGGCCUCAGUAACAGACAUGUUGACAAUGGCUAAGGACAAGGAUAAGCAGCUUCCUGUCUGUACCCGGUCUGUGAAAACCCCGGUGUGCUCCCUGGGCCGGGAGGGACAGAGGGGUCUGGCCUCAGCCUGCUUCUCCUGCAUCCCUGACUCAGAGUCCUACGCCCUGUCCUCCUCACUCCUCGUCUCCUUUCCUCUCUCUUCUUCGCUCCCGGACUGUCCUCUCUGCUCUUCACUUCUAGACUGGGACAGGAGACGGGGAGACCGCGCCUCAGAGCAGGAGAUGAACGUCUACCUCGCAGAGACGGAGGCAAAGACAGAGAUAGAGGCAGGAACUACAGAUGAGGGUAAUGGGGACCCCAAGUCCCAGAGUCCCUCCUGUUCUACCGCUGAUGAGGAGACGGGUGGUCCCCAUACAGAGAGCCGCUAUGAGGGAGGUCCAGCCACCAGCCACAGCAGACUGAAGGAGGAGGAGCAGGGUGGAGGGUCAGCCCACACAGAGAGCCCCUGUGAGGGAGGUCCAGCCACCAGCCACAGCAGACUGAAGGAGGAGGAGCAGGGUGGAGGGUCAGCCCACACAGAGAGCCCCUGUGAGGGAGGUCCAGCCACCAGCCACAGCAGACUGAAGGACCAGGAUGAGGAGGGUGGAGGGUCAGAGGAGGAGAAUGACCUUGAGUUCUAUGAUGUCACUGUUAGUAUCCAUGGUGAUAGACAGGGCCUUGGUGACUUUAAGGACUUCUUAAAGGGAACACUAGGAGAGAAGCUUUUGCGUCUGUGGAUGGAUAUAGAGAGACUGAAGACCCUACAGGACGGCAGGAGGAAAAACAGGCAUUUGGUCCAGAUGCGUAGCUGCUACCUGCUGAGCGGUGGCCAGAGCAGUCUGAAUGGUGAGCUGUUGACCAGACUGGGUCUCUCUACCUCCCCCUGCUGGAGAGAGGACAGACUGCAGAGAGUACAGCCCCGCAUCACUGAGGCUCUGCUCUGCUACUGGGGUCCCAGAUUCAGGAUGAGCCAGAGAGGAAUUGAUCCUCUCAGACUGUCACUGUGGAGGAACGGACAGCUACGCCCUCCCUCUGGUGUCAACCAUAACCCUCGUCACAUCACCCUCGACGCCCUCCGGCCACACACCUGUAUACCUCGACCUGCCAUCCCCCCAGACACCUCUCUACCCAGAGACAGGACCCCCACACCAGCUCACACACAGACAGGUAAUGCCAGCAGCAGUCCUGUUGUAGGCGACAGGCGGAUGGAGAGGAUGUUACAGGCUCUAUGUGUCGACUCACAGGCCGGGUUCUACUUCACACGCUACUGUGAAAGCUCUGGAAACCCGCUGUGGGAGAAUGCUGUCCACUUCUGGUGUGAUCUGCAGCAGUACCACCAGCUCUUCUACCAAGAUGGACUGGAUCCCUACAGGGUACAGAGACAGGCUCAUUUGCUGUAUUCAACCUACGUGUGCAGUGCUGCCUGUAGUAGCAUUGAGGUGGAAGAGGAGAGCAGAGAGAGGGUGUAUACCUGUCUCACUCCCCCGUUUGAGGAGCUGUUUGACUGGGUGGAGGAACACAUUCUGACCCUCCUCCUGGAGCCCUGGACACUGCUCACCACCAGGGACACGGAAACCUUCCAGAAGGUGGCUGUACGGGAGGAGACUCGCCAGGUGGAGUCAGAGCAGUACAGAGAACUGAAGAAGCUGUAUGGGGAGGCUGGACACAGACUGGAACAGCAUGCUGUGGCCCAGGCCUGCAGGCCCCCUCCUCCACCACUAGAGGUCCCCAGGUCUCCAGAUAUGUGGUCUGCCGUCCCAGAGAGUUACAGAGGGUACAGGUUGGGCUCUCUGCUAGGACACCGCAUGGAGCUACAACACUUCACAUCCUUCCUACAGGACAACACCGCCAGUAUACACCUGGCUUGCUGGCAGGACAUAGAGAAUUACAGGAGAAUCCCCCAUAAAGACAAGGCCCAGAGAGAGGACAAGUCUAGACUCAUUAAGGACAAAUACCUCAACAGGAAAUACUUCUUUGGGCCUGACAGUCCUGCCACCAGACAACAACAGGAUGAGGUGAUGCGUCUGGCAGGUGGCUGGGGACUGCUUCAUGACCGUCUGCGUGCUCCUGUCCUGGUGGACAUUCAGAGCAUCAUCAGGAACCACAUAGAAACAAAAUGGCUGCCUGUCUUCCUGACUACGCCGGCGUUCAAUGCGAGACAGCAGCAGAGAGUCAGGCCUCGGGGUGAAGAUGUGGUGGACCAGGUAUACCAGCGACACAGGACCAAGAGAGAGGUGUGGAAGCAGGUGAAGGGGACGUGGAUGACCUCUGCAGGGGAGAUCCUGGCUCUCCGGAAGGCCCUGCUCAACCCCGUCACAUGUCAUCAGUUCCGGCGCUUCGUCUCUCUGAAGGGAGACUUCCUGGAGAAUGACAUCCUGUUCUGGCUGGAGGUCCAGAGGUACAAGGAUCUGUGUCAUUCCCACUGUUUGGAGGCUGUAGUCCAGGACAAGGUGUCCACCAUCAUCAGCUGUUUCAUCCAGUCCUCCGUCCCCCCGGCCCUGCAGAUAGACAUCCCCCCAGAGCAGGCUUCACACAUCCUGGAGAGGAGGGGCGAGAUGGGGCCCUACGUCUUCAGAGAGGCUCAGAUGUGUGUGUUCAGUGAGCUACUGAAGCUGUGGCCAGAGUUCCUGUCGUUCAGCAGCGGUGUGCAGGAGGAGGAGGUGUUGCCACUGUUGCAGAACAGCAUGAACAAACAGAGUGCUAAACUGCAGCGCCGCAGGAGGAGAGAGGAGGAAAAGGAAGUGGAGAGGAGAGCCCAGGAGGAAGAGGAGAUGUUUCCAGAGGAAGUGGAGGAGCAGGAGGAGAAACACAGAGGACUACAGGGGAGCAGAGAGCUGCUUUACCCUAGCCAACAGUUAUCUUGGUCCUACUCUAAAUACAUGGUCGCCCUGGAGAGAGAGGAUGUGCUGCUGAGGAGACAGGCCCAGCUGGACGUCACGUCCUCCACUGGGACAGACUCAUCCUCUGCCUACAGUUUGAGGUCAAAGUUCAGCAGACUCUCCCUACAGAGCCAACACCAGGCCCAGUAGAGCUCUAACGUCUCGCCCAGGACAGAACCAACACCAGGCCCAGUAGAGGUCUGUCGUCUCCCCCAGGACAGAGCCAACACCAGGCCCAGCAGAGCUCUAACGUCUCCCCCAGGACAGAACCAACACCAGGCCCAGUAGAGCUCUGUCGUCUCCCCCAGGACAGAGCCAACACCAGGCCCAGUAGAGCUCUGUCGUCUCCCCCAGGACAGAACCAACACCAGGCCCAGUAGAGCUCUGUCGUCUCCCCCAGGACAGAACCAACACCAGGCCCAGUAGAGCUCUAACGUCUCCCCCAGCCAACACCAGGCCCAGUAGAGCUCUGUCGUCUCCCCCAGGACAGAACCAACACCAGGCCCAGUAGAGCUCUAACGUCUCCCCCAGCCAACACCAGGCCCAGUAGAGCUCUGUCGUCUCCCCCAGGACAGAACCAACACCAGGCCCAGUAGAGCUCUGUCGUCUCCCCCAGGACAGAGCCAACACCAGGCCCAGUAGAGCUCUAACGUCUCCCCCAGGACAGAACCAACACCAGGCCCAGUAGAACUCUAACGUCUCCCCCAGGACAGAGCCAACACCAGGCCCAGUAGAGCUCUGUCGUCUCCCCCAGGACAGAGCCAACACCAGGCCCAGUAGAGCUCUAACGUCUCCCCCAGGACAGAACCAACACCAGGCCCAGUAGAACUCUGUCGCCUCCCCCAGGACAGAGCCAACACCAGGCCCAGUAGAACUCUGUCGUCUCCCCCAGGACAGAGCCAACACCAGGCCCAGUAGAACUCUGUCGUCUCCCCCAGGACAGAACCAACACCAGGCCCAGCAGAGCUCUGUCUUCUCCCCCAGGACAGAGCCAACACCAGGCCCAGUAGAACUCUGUCGCCUCCCCCAGGACAGGAAAUGGGCUUGUUUGAGUGGAAAGGCUGAAGCAAACCGACUGCAGACGAUGGUGGAGAAAUGAAUUCUGGGGAGGUGCAUCUGUUUCAGCGUUAAGUCUGACGUUGCUUUCCAACAGGAAGUACAACAUGGCAGUGUUGACAUUUUUCAGAAAAGUUGUUUGUUUGUAAUGUAGAAAUAAACGUCUCUAUCCCCCAUAUCACUGGAAAUGUGUGUAGCCUACAUUGUACUAUGAACUGGGGA
Molecule: messenger RNA, 4911 nt
Organism: Salmo salar (Atlantic salmon)
Lineage: Eukaryota; Metazoa; Chordata; Actinopteri; Salmoniformes; Salmonidae
Source: RefSeq, a predicted model, not a curated record